Nerophis lumbriciformis (worm pipefish) is the source of this 786-nucleotide messenger RNA. The record is from RefSeq and is a predicted model, not a curated record. NCBI's taxonomy places the organism in Eukaryota, Metazoa, Chordata, Actinopteri, Syngnathiformes, Syngnathidae.
GUCUUUUUGCGACCGUUUAUUUACGUCAUGGCAUCGGUGGAUUUCAGAGACAACCUGCUGGGCAUAUCCUGGGUGGACAGCGGCCUGGUGCCCAUCCUCAAUCCUGGAAAUGUACUUGACUACUUCUCAGAAAGAAGUAACCCCUUUUAUGACCGCACUUGUAAUAAUGAGGUGGUUAAAAUGCAGCGGCUUAGCCUGGAUCAUCUCAAUCAGAUGGUGGGAGUGGAAUACAUUCUUCUUCAUGCGCAGGAACCCAUUCUCUACAUCAUCAGGAAGCAACAGAGACAGUCACCUACACAAGUGAUUCCCUUGGCAGACUACUACAUCAUCAUAGGAGUGGUCUAUCAGGCCCCAGAUCUCAGCACGGUCAUCAGCUCCAGAGCGCUUUCUGCUGUUCACGGCAUCCAGUCAGCAUUCGACGAAGCCAUGUCCUAUUGUCGCUACCAUCCCUCCAAAGGUUACUGGUGGCACUUCAAAGAUCAGGAGGAGAGAGAAAAAAACAAGCCAAAGUCCAAGAAGAAAGAGGAGCCAGGUUCACUGUUCCAGAGGCAUCGUGUGGAUACACUGCUUUUGGACCUCAGGUCCAAGUUUCCACCAACCUUCUACCAGCCAAAGCCUGGAGAGAAGCCCAUUCCAGUGGAGGUGAAGAAAGAGCCUGAAGCUCCCACUGAAACAGUCAAACAAGAGGAAAGGGAGCCAGCGGCCAAAUCCUCUGCUGCUGCCACCACCGCAGCCGCAGCACCAGCUAGCAAGCCACCUCCUGAGAAACGAGCACGGCUCCAGUGA